CAAAAACAUCCUACCACAACUAGCUAAAAAUAGUACACAAACAUUGGCUUUGCUAUUUUGGUCCUACUUUUCAAGUAUGGGUAAGUUUAAGGCUUUGUCCCUUCUUGUUUUGCUUGUUUUUUCAAGCCUCGUUGUGAUGUCUGAAAGUAGGGUGGCAAGGAUGGAUUUAGGGUUGGAUUUGGGUGGGGUAGGAGUUGGUGUUGGUCUUGGGAUUGGGUUGGGGUUAGGUGGUGGAAGUGGUUCGGGUGCCGGUGCAGGAGCUGGCUCAAGUUCAAGUUCAAGCUCGAGUUCUAGUUCUAGCUCAUCCUCGUCCGGAGGAGGAGGUGGUGAUUCAAAGGUAGGUUCAUACACUAGAUCAAGAGUCGGUUCUGGAUCUAGAAAUCGAGGUAGGUCCGGUGGUAGUGGAUACGGAGGUGGACACGGCGGAGGUUAUGGUGGAGGAAAUGGUGGCAACUAAAUUCAUGCAUGCAUGUCAAUUUUUCACUAGUAAAAGAAUUCACCACUUAAAAUUAUGAUUAAGUAAUAAACAUUAUGGUGUAGUCUUUAAUUAUAUAUGUAACUUGUACUACGUGUUUGAUCAUUGUCAUUUGUGUUUUAAGGUUUAAAUGAAAGUUUGGUUCAUGUUUUAUGUAUUCUUCACUUUAUUAUGUUAAUGACGUGUUAAUUUCUACUUACUGUUGUGGACAACAAAAUUUUAUUGAAUUUAAAUCCGCAAGAAAUUUGGAUUAUAUUAAAUUCAAGAUAUAUUAAUCCAAAUAAAUAUUGUGGAUUAAUAUAAUUGGAUUAAUUAUUUAAAUCCAACAAAUAUGGUUUUAAUUAAAUUGGUCCAAUUUUACUGGGCUAGUCCAUUAAUUUGGGCUAAAAAUGAUGAGCCCACUUUGCCAAGCCCAAAAUGUUAUCUUAUUCUUGAG
Lycium barbarum (goji berry) is the source of this 911-nucleotide messenger RNA. Its product is annotated as glycine-rich protein DOT1-like. The transcript has a single exon. Bases 77 to 457 code for a protein of 126 amino acids. Lineage: Eukaryota; Viridiplantae; Streptophyta; Magnoliopsida; Solanales; Solanaceae. The record is from RefSeq and is a predicted model, not a curated record.